Messenger RNA from Cuscuta campestris, 595 nucleotides. The record is from the annotation of a GenBank genome assembly. Lineage: Eukaryota; Viridiplantae; Streptophyta; Magnoliopsida; Solanales; Convolvulaceae.
AACAGCGAUGUCGCCUAUGGAACAUCGCUGUUCUGGUCAAGAUUUUCAAAAAAAAUAUCCGUUGCACCUUCAUUUAUUGCUCCAACAGUCAUAUUUUUUGAAAUUUUGGACGUUGGAGGCCUCCUUUUCUAUAAAUUGGAGCCUCCACUCCUCAUUUUUAUACACACAAACACAAAUUCUUUCCAUACUCUUGCAUAUCUCACUCCACUUACAAUUUUGUUUCCUUCUUCAUCAUGGGCAAGGACAAGAGCAGGGCCGCCACCUCCGGGAAAUCAAAGUCCAAAUCCCGGGCGCCUACGUCAUCCUCCGAGGAGAGCCUCUACUAUGGCGACGGGUCAUACCUUUGGUUUGACUCCGAAGAGGAGCGCACCCGUUUCCUCACCUUCUUCUCUAAACGGGUUGUGGCUCCCCCACGCAUCAUCCCGGAGCGUUACCCGGAGUUGGAGGGCUACGACGACCUCGACGCGCAGCUUCAUCAAGCAGGCCUUUGGCCGUUCGUCUCCCGGGCACGCAAGGAGAUCAACCCGGCGCUGAUCCGGGCCUUCUACUCCAACCUCCGGCGUGAGGACGACGUGCUCUACUCGCUCGUCAAGAG